UUGUCAAGUCAACUCCAUUCUCAUUUUGCAUAUUGGUUUAUCCCAAAAAUUUCUCGCAAUUUCUUUUUUUUUUGCUUUGACUUUUCAGUAUUGAAGUUAUAGUUCAGAUAUGCAAGUGUUAUCUUUUGGCGUCGAAGAUUCAAACGGCGCUGUUGGUGAAAUCAGAACAAGAUUAUAAUAAUGACCAGUUGUUGCGGUUUGAGAUCUGAUUCCGUUAUCAUGGAAACCGAGCUGACUAGUAGUACUACUAGAGGAAGAGGUUUUGCUACCAUUUUUGGUUCCAGAGUUAAGCCUAGAUCACUCAGGUUUCAACCUUCUGAUGAAGAUAUUGAGGAUCUUAUCUCCAAUAAUGCUCCAGGAAGAUCUUCCGGAACUGUUUUUCCCUAUGUUGCUGUUGCUUGCAUUGGUGCAUUUUUAUUUGGCUAUCAUCUUGGGGUGGUCAAUGGUGCUCUUGAGUACCUUGCCAAGGAUCUCGGAAUCGCGCAAAACACUGUGCUACAAGGGUGGAUUGUUAGUAUGUUACUUGCAGGUGCUACUGUUGGUUCUUUUACUGGUGGAGCGUUGGCGGAUAAAUUUGGUCGAACCAGGACUUUUCAGUUGGAUGCGAUUCCUUUAGCAAUCGGAGGAUUCCUUUGCGCUACGGCUCAGAGUGUUCAGACAAUGAUCAUUGGUCGUUUGUUAGCUGGUGUAGGAAUCGGUGUUGCAUCUGCAAUUGUACCGCUAUACAUAUCAGAGAUUUCUCCAACUGAAAUCCGCGGUGCACUUGGAUCUGUUAAUCAGAUUUUUAUAUGUAUUGGGAUUCUUGCAGCACUAGUUGCUGGUUUGCCUCUGGAGGGAAAUCCAAUAUGGUGGAGGACAAUGUUUGGAAUUGCAGUAGUUCCUUCUAUUCUAUUAGCACUUGGAAUGACUAUUUGUCCAGAGAGUCCCCGAUGGCUUUAUCAGCAAGGGAAAAUAUCUGAAGCUGAGAAGGCUAUUAAAACAUUAUAUGGAAAAGAAAUAGUAGUUUCGGUUAUGCAGGACUUGACAGCAGCAACUCAAGGUUCUUCUGAACCUGAAGCAGGAUGGUUUGAACUAUUUAGUAGCCGAUAUCGAAAAGUUGUCAGUGUUGGCGCAACACUUUUCUUGCUCCAGCAAUUGGCUGGAAUAAAUGCCGUGGUUUAUUAUUCAACUUCUGUCUUCCGCAGUGCUGGAAUCACUUCAGAUGUCGCAGCAAGUGCUCUGGUUGGUGCAUCAAAUGUUUUUGGCACCGUUAUUGCUUCCUCCUUGAUGGACAAAAAAGGAAGGAAAAGUCUCCUUAUCACAAGCUUUAGUGGGAUGGCAGCUUCGAUGUUACUUCUUUCCGUGUCUUUUAGUUGGAAAGUCCUUGCACCAUACUCUGGCACCCUUGCGGUCCUGGGGACUGUUCUUUAUGUAUUGUCCUUCUCUCUUGGUGCUGGUCCUGUGCCUUCUCUUCUACUACCCGAAAUAUUUUCAUCUAGAAUCAGAGCAAAAGCAAUUUCUCUGUCAUUAGGCACACAUUGGAUUUCCAACUUUGUGAUAGGACUCUAUUUUCUGAGUGUUGUAAACAAGAUUGGCAUCAGCACCGUAUAUUUCGGGUUCUCAACUGUGUGUCUUCUAGCUGUCUUGUACAUAGUCGCAAACAUUGUGGAAACAAAGGGUCGCUCAUUAGAAGAAAUUGAACGUGCUCUUACUCCUACAACUUAGGAUAUUUGCUACACUACUUUUGUUGUUCAUUUUUCUCUUGAUGUACUAACUAAUCAAUAGUUUAUUGGCCUUAUAUAUCCUUUUAUUGAAUUUACUUUAUAAA
Vicia villosa (hairy vetch) is the source of this 1807-nucleotide messenger RNA. RefSeq names its product plastidic glucose transporter 4-like. Bases 181 to 1704 code for a protein of 507 amino acids. NCBI's taxonomy places the organism in Eukaryota, Viridiplantae, Streptophyta, Magnoliopsida, Fabales, Fabaceae. Gene Ontology annotation, molecular function: carbohydrate:proton symporter activity. Gene Ontology annotation, biological process: transmembrane transport; carbohydrate transport. The record is from RefSeq and is a predicted model, not a curated record. Gene Ontology annotation, cellular component: membrane. The transcript is spliced from 13 exons.